GGGCAAUUCAACUCGUUUUUCGAAAGGCAUGUCUACUUUUUUGAAAACUUUAUAGUCAAACUUCCCUCAAAUAUCCAACUUUGCUCCCUUUUACUUCUUGUACUCUACUUUCUUGCUGCCUCCCCAUACUGUUCAAAUUGUAUUUUCAGGAUUUUUGUUUACAAAUUAUUAAAUUUAGGGUCAGAAGGAGGACGCAAAUUUUGACAUUGUGGGCUCAAUGUGAUUUUUCUCUCUGCACUUAAUUUUGCUUUUACACUGUUUUCUUUUGAAAAGAUUCCAUCAAAUCAAUUUGAGCACUCUAAUUAAGUAAAUUGAACUUUGACUUGAUCUUUGUUUUUAUUUUAAUCUCCAUUUUGUUGCUGGUUUGGUCAGAAUCCAGCAAAUUGGGCUUCUGGGUGUUCUGAUAUCUGAUUUCAGGUGCUGCAAAAGAAAGUCACUAAUUUCUGCCUUUCUGGUAAGCUACAACAGGUAAUUGCUAUAUGGGUAGUCAAGUUAAGUUCUUGAACCAUUGGUUCUUUAUUAUGGUUGUUUGAAAGGUUGUUGAUUUUUCGAAGAAUUACAAUGGUUUCAACUGGAAAUGAAGGGGGUUCUGGGUCUAAUUUGAGUCACUCAGUUGACUGUGAGACCUUAAAUGGGAGUAAUUUGAACAACCAUAUAUCUUUGCAAGUUUCUACAUCUAGAAAGGGACUAUUGAGUGAUGAAAAAUCGCCAAGGGGCUUCACCGACAAUCCCAUUAGUCUGUCUAGCAGAUUGAAGUUGCUAAAGAUCAGUCCGAAAGGCAAACGGACUUCUCCCUCUAUUGGGUUUUAUAGAAUUUCCAAGGAUAAGGAUGAGCUCUCGAGUAGUGCUCUGCCUCCUGCCAUACAAGGUGUCCGAAAACGUUUCAAAGAUGUGAUGUCUAACAAAGUUGAUUGGCCUUUUGUGAUGCAAAUGUGCAAAGAUUGGGUUAAGAAACCAUUGAAUAUGGUCCUUUUCCUGUGGAUUAUUUGUGUUGCUGUGUCAGGUGGCAUUCUGUUUCUUGUGAUGACAGGAAUGCUAAACCAUCUUCUUCCAAAGAAAUCACAGAGGGAUGAGUGGUUUGAGGUUAAUAACCAGAUCAUCAAUGCCCUCUUCACUCUAAUGUGUCUUUACCAACACCCAAAACGGUUCUACCAUUUGGUGCUUUUGUGUAGGUGGAAGUCGGAUGAUAUAUCAGUAUUAAGGAAGAUUUAUUGCAAGAACGGAACUGCUAAACCCAAUGAACGGGCACACCUGAUGUUUGUGGUUAUUUUGCUUCAUAUAAAUUGUUUUGCUCAAUAUGCUUUAUGCUGCCUUAAUCUGGGUUAUAGAAGAUCUGAGCGGCCACUUAUUGGUGUUGGUGUUUGCAUAACAUUUGCCAUUGCAGCUCCUGCAGUUGCAGGAUUGUACUGUGUUCUUAGCCCCCUCGGGAAGGAUUAUGAAUGUGAUGCUGAUGAGGAAGCACCUAAACAGUCGAGGAGGCAAUCAUUUGAAAAAAAAUAUGCAUUUGCGAUCCGAGAUGAAAGAGGGAUUGUUGAGAAAAAACCUGAGUGGAAAGGAGGGCUGUUUAGCUUAUGGGAAGAUUUUGUUGUGGCAUACCUCUCAAUUUUCUGCUGCUUUUGUGUCUUUGGUUGGAAUUUGGAAAGGCUUGGUUUUGGGAAUAUGUAUGUUCACAUAGCAACAUUUCUCCUUUUCUGCAUGGCCCCCUUUUGGAUCUUCAACUUGGCUGCUGUCAACAUUGAUAAUGACGCAAUAAGAGAGAUUUUGGGCAUUACUGGUAUUGCACUCUGUGUGUUUGGCUUGCUAUAUGGAGGGUUUUGGCGAAUUCAAAUGAGAAAACGAUUCAACCUGCCACCAAAUAACAUGUGUUUUGGAAAACCUAAUGUUGCAGAUUGUGUUCAGUGGCUGUUUUGCUGCUGGUGUUCUCUGGCACAGGAAGUUCGAACAGGAGAUUUCUAUGAGACUGUGGAAGAUAGAUUUUACGUUAAGAAUGAAAAUGACGUUCAUACUCCUCUUACCCCAUUACCUCGUGAAGGUAGUACUGGUACUCAAUCCAUGUCUGAUUUGAGCACCCCAUUUUGGUUGAAUUCUGGUUCAUCUAAGAAUAAACCUUCAGUAUUGAAAAAUGAAACUAUGAUGCCACCUGACCCGACAACAAUGAGAAUGGAAGUAGAGGAUCUUCGGGAAGUAUGAUGUAUUCAGAUAUCGGAUGCCUAUGUUGAAAUGAGAAACCAACUUUGCAGUUCAUAUAUAAUUUCUCCGUCUUUGAAAUGUGUGAUUGCGUGGUUUUUGCUGCUUGUAAAGGGGGCUUCUUUUGUGAGACAGGAUGACUAUUCAAUUCCUCCUUUAUGGACCUAUUUACCUCAUCUUUUUCUGUGACAAUUUUUUGCUGGUAUGACGAACUCCUGCUAGUUUGAUAGAUGCAUGCAAUACAAUUUGUAAUUGCAGAAAGGAAAUGCUUCUGUGUGUACCUUUUCGGCUAUCUGUACUUUUGCAAGGUACACAUCGUCAGAUUUAGUCUUGUGACUUGUGGUAUCUAAUACGGAGUACUCCGUAGUAAUACACUACGGAAGUCUGGAGUAACACUGAAGGUUUCUCGUAAUUGUCAAUUAUUUUUCCCUCUCUA
Molecule: messenger RNA, 2623 nt
Organism: Spinacia oleracea (spinach)
Lineage: Eukaryota; Viridiplantae; Streptophyta; Magnoliopsida; Caryophyllales; Amaranthaceae
Exons: 3
Coding region: 562-2190 (542 amino acids)
Biological process (GO): sesquiterpene biosynthetic process
Molecular function (GO): cyclase activity
Source: RefSeq, a predicted model, not a curated record